Molecule: messenger RNA, 2594 nt
Organism: Amblyraja radiata (thorny skate)
Lineage: Eukaryota; Metazoa; Chordata; Chondrichthyes; Rajiformes; Rajidae
Product: transmembrane channel-like protein 7
Exons: 16
Coding region: 113-2326 (737 amino acids)
Cellular component (GO): plasma membrane
Molecular function (GO): mechanosensitive monoatomic ion channel activity
Source: RefSeq, a predicted model, not a curated record
UUUAUCGAACAGCAGAGAAUGCCUAUGUUUUGGGUGGUGGCUAUAAUUCCGCUCUUCUCCAAAGAAGGUUUUGUCCGAUAUUAGCAAACGCUCGCAGGAGCCUUUUCAGAACAUGGAGCAAGGCACCGUGGACAUCUCAGAUGCAGAUCCUGACGGGAACUCUUUGCAUAAAGUUUCCCCGCAAUUUUACGAUGAAACCAACAUUUUCCAGCAACUUCCAAGUUACAAGUCAGUGAGAAGCAGAUCCAAGUCCAUGAUUCCCCAAGAUAAACACCAAUCAUUAACAAGGAACUCAGCUGCAGUUUCCUCUUCAGAGUACACCUAUAAUGAGUCGGAUAUGUUUGUGGACAGCAAGCAACCUCUGAGAGAGCUUCCUAUCAACAUGGCAGAGAAAAAGAGAGUGCGGGAAAAGAGAUACUGUGACUCGGGGCAUCUCACCAGCUGGGAAGUAUGGAAGCAAAGUCAGUGGAAAUCACUGAGGAGGCUGCAGGAGGAUGUGACACACGCCCUCUCCUGGUUGGAACUGUGGAAGAGGUCUCUGAAAGAAAUAGAAGGUCGCUAUGGGACCGGCAUCCAGUCGUACUUCACUUUUCUUCGUUUCUUGGUUUUCCUGAAUCUUUCUGCAUUUCUUUUGGUUAGUGGGUUUGUGCUCCUGCCUUCCAUCUAUGUAACCAACAUGGAACUCGUACAGAUAGACACGGAGCGUCUGAAGAACAUUUCUGUUUCAGCACCUGAGUGCUUCAAAUAUGAAGUAUAUCCAAAGGGCUUGGUUUAUUUUUAUGAUAGAAUUCUGGAUCUGUUCUCUGGGACAGGAUUCAUGGAAGUUUCCUAUAUGUUCUAUGGAUAUUAUAAAUUCGGUGUGUACGAGGGUCUGAGCUACAGUCUCCCCUUGGCUUAUCUACUGACGAUGAUCUUCUAUUUCCUCUUCUGUCUUUGCUGGAUUGUAAAGAGGACCAUGAAUGGAUUUAACCAAGAAAGUAUGCUUGAGAGUAAUGACAAUAGCAGACAAAGUGCCCAGAUCUUCACUCUCUGGGACUUCUGCAUAAAGGAAACUUCCAUGGCUGAACUCAAACAACUUUGCAUUAUGAAUGAACUGAAGACUGACUUAGCGGAGCAAAUGUACAAGAAGAGAAGAGUUGAACGAACUGCCAGGGAGAGAGCAUUCCUUUACCUCAUCCGCUUUUUGCUCAAUUUGUUCAUCAUACUGGUAUUGACUGGAGCGUUCUAUGUCAUCUAUAAAGCAACAAAAUUAUCUCAACAUUUCCAGAGGAAGGAGAGAAGCAUCAAGAGCCUUGCAUUUGUUACGGAAUUCUUCAUGGAAUAUCUUCCACCCAUUAUCCUCACUACCAACAAUCUUCUUCUGCCAUAUUUAUUUUGGAUAAUUAUCCGAUAUGAAGAGUACUCACCAAGCACUGAAAUCAAUUUGAUAUUAAUCAGGUGCACAUUUCUAAGGCUGACCAAUCUGACCAUGUUGGUGUUCUCCCUGUGGCAGCAGGUCACAUGUUCUGGCGGGAUAAGUAAAGAAGAUUGCGAAACCUGUGGUUACAACAUACAUUACCAGUGUUGGGAGACGAGAAUUGGACAAGAAAUGUACAAGCUGUUCUUGUUUGAUUUCAUAGCGGACAUCAGUUUUCCGUUUUGUGUGGAACUUCCAAAAAAAUUGCUGAUAGAACAUACCACCUUUCAGUUACCCAAGAUUUUGCAAAAGCAGCAAUUCCACAUUCCUGAAAAUGUUUUGAAUAUCGUGAAUGGACAAACUGUAGUCUGGAUUGGAAUGUUUUACUCCCCAUUGCUGCCAAUUCUCAAUACCAUCAAAUGCAUUAUCAUCUUUUACGUGAAAAAGCACAGUCUGUAUAAUUACUGUUGCCCUGCGAAAAGGUUGUUUCGAGCAUCCAGCUCUAAAACCUUCUUUCAGUUGACUCUACUAUUUGGAUUGACGCUUGCUCUGAUCCCACUGGUCAUUAAUGUAUUUAAGGUUCAUCCGUCCAGGGCAUGUGGCCCGUUUCGAUAUUAUGAAACAGCUUGGGGAAUUAUUCCAGAGAUUGUUGGAGGUCUUCCACAACAAACACAGAACGUCCUUAACUACGUUAAGUCAGAAGCCUUUUUGUCGAUACUGAUCAUGGUUUUAUGUAUGGUGCUGACUACUUUUGUUGCUUUGGUUCGAGCUAACAGAAGGUCUAUAACCCAGCUGAAAAGGCAUUUAGCACUGGCGGGAAAGGAUAAAAAAUAUUUGGUGAAAAAACUAUCAACACAUUCUCAGCAUCAAAGAAAUAUUCAUUUUCAAGACAAUUCUUCCAACAGCAUUGAAGAUAAUAAUGAAACUUGAUUCUUCCCACAAUGGAACUUUUUUAAGAACCAAAUGAAAGCAUAGUCUGGUGUGAGCCAAACUGCCAAACUGUGAGAAGGGCAAAGACUGCUGAUGCCUUACUUAUUGUACAUAAAGAACCUAUGAUAUUGGUCUGAUAUACAUCUUCCACCUUUGCUGUAAAUUGCCUUGCAUAUUCUGUACAUUGUUUUUUCACAAAGUCUUUCCUAGAUCACCAACAUUUGUAUGUGUCUUUGGUCAAUAAAUUUGGACAGCAACAAACUCAAUA